Molecule: messenger RNA, 1117 nt
Organism: Dicentrarchus labrax (European seabass)
Lineage: Eukaryota; Metazoa; Chordata; Actinopteri; Moronidae
Gene: kiss2
Product: kisspeptin 2
Exons: 2
Coding region: 332-700 (122 amino acids)
Source: RefSeq, a predicted model, not a curated record
UCCUGGUGUUUUAGACCAGUUCCCAUCACUUAUUUGCUUUUAAAAUGCUCGUCACAUCACCAUUUUUCAGCAUGCAGUAACACAUUAUCCCGCUGAAUGAUCCCAGCAUCAAACUGAGCUGUCAACAUUUCCCAGAAGAGCUAAUGGAUGAUGCACUUUAAGAGCAUCCAGCUCCGCAAUUUGCAGCACAGAGACGCAGAGUGGCUGUGAUUGGCUGUGAGCUGCAGGAGGUCACCUGGAGGAUAUAUAAUAUAAAACCAGGUCUGAUAAGUAUGGAAGUGUUAGUACCUGCUGAGAACACUCACACUGUUCGGAGACACACACACAGAGGAUGAGGCUCGUGGCUCUGGUCGUGGUGUGCGGGCUGAUCGUGGGUCAGGAUGGAGGGAGCGUGGGAGCAGCUCUGCCGGAACUCGACUCUGCACAGAGGACAGGAGCAACAGGUUCACUCCUCUCUGCGCUCAGGAGGAGGACUGCAGGAGAGUUUUUUGGGGAGGAUUCCAGCCCGUGUUUCUCUCUGAGAGAGAACGAGGAGCAGCGGCAGCUCCUGUGCAACGACCGCAGGAGUAAAUUCAACUUCAACCCGUUCGGCCUCCGCUUCGGGAAGCGCUACAUUUACAGAAGGGCCCUUAAAAGAGCCAGGACGAACAGGUUCUCGCCCCUUUUUCUCUUCCCACGAGAACUGGAGGUGCCUACCUGAUGCCUACUGAUGUGUCUUCCUCUGAGGACUUGUGUCCCAUUGGUGAAAAGUCAACAUGUGACAAGUCUUUCCAUGUGUUUAAAAUAGGCCUUUUACUUCAGAUAAAAGGUUUCGGUGAAUUAAACUUUUUGUACCUACCUUUACUGUGACAUGAUUUGAACAUGGAAGAAUACGAGAGAAAAACACACUUACAACAGUGUAAACAGAAUGCUUUAGACAAUAUCAUUUUGUAAAAUGUUUGCUUUUCUCAUCUCAGUUUUUAAGAAAUCUAAAUGAAACAGUCCAAUGGACUUUUAUGAUGAUGGGAAAGGAGUAGUUCAUUUCACAAUAAAAGCACUGUAUGGUUAAUAAAAAGCUUAAUUGUAAUUUUUUGCAACCACAAGAUGGCACUGCAGUUAUUUUAAAAUGCAAUAUAUA